CGAUGUUACUCUUAACACAAACUUCAUCUUUAUAAAAGGCCAUUCGAUUAAACAACUGAUUUGAUUGGUUCAAAUCGUGACUAACUUAAUACACUCGUAGAAAAAUGAAGAACAAUUAUGGUUAUGUUAUUUAAUUCAUAAAUGUCGUUUUUGACAUUAAACGAGCGAUAAAUUUAUCUUUCAACUUUAAAAGGCCUUUUAAGUUUGUUUCAUAUCGAUUUGAAAAUGGAUUUGUUGGGAUCCAUUAUGAAUUCAAUGGACAAACCACCGGGUUUAAGCGAGAAAGAAAAAGUGCUGCUAAAAAAAAGAAAACAAGAAUUAGAACGUCGUCAAAACGAAGAAAAGAAAGAGCUGAAAUGUUUUAAGGAACGAGUCGAAACGAAGUUGUUGUCGUAUUUCAAAGAUCCCAACAACACUUACUUAAAAUUCGAGCCCAUGGAUCAAAUACACAGAAGCAUUGUGCACGAACUAGCCGAAUCCUGUGGUCUUCUUUCCUAUGCUUUUGGAAUUGAUGGUGUUGAUAGAUACAUUAGAAUCUACAGAAAGGAGAAUCCACCUUGUGAAGAUGAACUGGCCGCUCGGAGAAGAGGUGAACCGUGGAAUGAGGAUAUUAAAAGAAGACUAACUGAAAAGAGAAAAUUGGAUCUAGAGCAAGAAAAAGAAUCCACGAGCAAUAAGAGACCGAAGAAGUUUACUCCAAACACCAAUUACAAAGAUAAAUAUGCACAUUUGAUUGGACAAGAUGCCGCAUUGGAGGCGGCCAAGAAAACCGUAACAAAUAAAUCGUAUGGCUUUGUGCCAAGCGAAAACAAAAAAGACGUAAGAUCUAUCGAGCAAACUAUGGCAGACAUCAGAGCGAAAAAGCAACAGAAACUUGGAGAACUGCCAGCCUCAUCCUCAGAUAACGCUCCGCUCACUUGAAAUAUGAUUUGUGAUAUUUAAUUCCCUUGUAAUAGCGUUAUUUCUGAUCUUAUAGUUCUAAGAUUGUUGAGUAUUAUUUUAUUUAUAACUAACAUUUCAAAUAAAUAUUUUAAAUAAAACGAUAAGGUAAAAAGAGUAACAAUAUAUUUA
Molecule: messenger RNA, 1071 nt
Organism: Phyllotreta striolata
Lineage: Eukaryota; Metazoa; Arthropoda; Insecta; Coleoptera; Chrysomelidae
Source: the annotation of a GenBank genome assembly